ACACACAUACACACUAACCAUUUGUGUUAUAACUUAGCCUAGCAAAGCUAAUCUGUCCAUCCACGAGCCGACCAGCGGUGUGUUGUAGCGUAUCGCCGCGCUUUCAUGUCUCGUUUGUUCCUGGCGCUGUCACCCUCUGUCAGCUGUACCACUGUCUGUCCCCGCCACACCACACAGCCAGGUAAACACCGGCCAGCCUCAUGAAGACACCGCCGCGGUCCCCUCACACAUGGAGGCCAGCUGAAUAACACACAGGAGCCGCGUGGAGCCCGAGGCACCAUGGAUCUCUCAGUGCCCGCUCCGCUGGUAGCCCCCCUCCACUGACCUCACCUCCUCCCCAUCUCUUCCUCCACCUUUCCUUCUCUCAUCUGCCCUUCUUCCUCCACACCCCAUCCCUUUCUUCUUGGCGCCUGUGACGCAAGGUGACCACUCCACUCCUACAUCAUGGCAGGGGAGAAAGGGCCGACUAAGCGAAGCGCCAUGGACAUCAAGCGCCUGGCGAGCCUCAUCCAGAGAGGAACGGGCCGUUUGCUGGUGAUUGACAGCAGGACGUUUUCGGAGUACAAUGCGUCGCACGUGCAAGGUGCGGUCAACGUCUGCUGCUCCAAGCUGGUGAAGAGGCGGCUGCAGCAGGACAAGGUGUCCGUCACUGAGCUGCUGCAACCCAACGGCAAGGUCAAGGUGGAGCUGGGCAGGAAGCAGGAAGUGGUGGUGUAUGACCAGAGUUCCAAAGAGACGGGGCAUCUGUCCAAAGAUGGCUUCGUGCACAUUCUCAUGGGAAAGUUGGAGGGCACCUUCCACAAAGUCUCCCUGCUCACUGGAGGUUUUGCUGCUUUCUCCUCCUGUUUCCCCGGCCUGUGUGAAGGGAAACCUGCCACUGCUCUGCCUAUGAGCUUGUCCCAGCCCUGCUUGCCUGUGGCUAAUGUAGGGCCCACUCGCAUCCUGCCACACCUCUACCUGGGCUCACAGAAGGACGUCCUUAACAAGGAUCUGAUGGCUCAGAAUGGUAUCACCUAUGUGCUGAAUGCCAGCAACACCUGCCCCAAGCCAGACUUCAUCAGUGAGAGCCACUUUAUGCGCAUCCCAGUUAACGACAACUACUGUGAGAAAUUGCUACCCUGGUUGGACAAAACUAAUGAAUUCAUAGACAAAGCUAAGGUGUCAAACUGCAGAGUCAUUGUGCACUGCCUGGCUGGAAUCUCGCGUUCAGCGACCAUCGCCAUUGCAUACAUCAUGAAGACAAUGGGCUUGUCAUCAGAUGAUGCCUACAGGUUUGUAAAGGACCGAAGACCGUCCAUAUCCCCCAACUUCAACUUCCUGGGUCAGCUUCUGGAGUUUGAGAAGGGCCUGCGAUUACUGCAAGCUCUAACUUCAACCUCUGAUGACAAGAUCUCUGAAAACAGCACUAAGCAAAAUUCAGAGGUUAAUGGAGUCAGCACAGGUUUUGAGAUGAACGGUCACCGUAGCAACUAUGACUCAUCUGUGGGAGAGCCACACAUCACGACAGAACCAAAGCUGCCGUCACCCACCUCCCUCCAGCAAGGCUUCAAUGGCCUCCACCUCUCUGCAGAGAGGAUCAUGGACACAAACCGGCUCAAACGCUCCUUCUCCCUGGACAUUAAGUCUGUCUACUCCCCUAACAGUCCCCACUGCCCUAGUCUGGCACCCACACACUCUGAAGACGUCCCCAAGCUGUGCAAGCUUGACAGCCCAGGAACAGGAACCUCCAAUGGUGUCUGCUCCCAAUCUCCCGUCCUAGACAGCCCCAGCUCCUCUGAUUCACCGUUCCCCUCACCAGGCAGCGGGGGCAGCAUUGGAGGUUUGGGGCUCGGAGGAAGUGAAGGAGUCCAUCGGUCUGGUUCUUCCUCAUCCAGACCCAGGAGAAAACCCAAGCACUGCUCUGGCUGUUCCCCAAUCCGCUCACAACCACACCAACCUCCACAGUCCCUCAGCUUGUCGCUGGACAACAAGAGCCCAAAUCUGGACGAGAACCUAAAGGGCUCCCUGCUCUUGUCACUACCAUCCCUGCCCACCGUGGGGUCUGGGGCCAUGUGGACCAAACACAGAGACACUGUCCAGGCCACCACUCCUGUCACUCCAGUCACCCCCACUACAGAUGCCCCCUGGCACUUUGGGGCAGAGGAGGGCGGUAAGGGAGAGAUGGAGCUGGGAGGAGUGGUAGGCGGACGGGGAGAUGAGUCGUCAAUGAGGUUUGGGAGCAGCUCGGCGUAUGUAGCGUUUGGGUGCAGCGAAGGUGUGCGAUUACGAGACAAAUCACAAAGGGAGAAGCCCUCUGCCCCACAGACGCAGAGAGACAACCGUGACUCCAUGUUGUCGUCCACAGUGACCAUGUCCAACAGCGCGAACACCAGCGGGCCUGCGUCAGAGAAGCAAUUCAAGCGUCGCAGCUGUCAGAUGGAGUUCGAGGAGGGCAUCUCAGAGACGCGGUCCCGAGAAGAACUGGGGAAGAUCGGGAAGCAGUCGAGCUUCUCUGGGAGCAUGGAGAUCAUUGAGGUAUCUUGACAGAUAAUGGGGAUGGUCAAAGCCGUCCCUUGGGGGCAACAGUGGACCUGGUUAGAGGGAUUGCAAGAAGAGGACAUAUGACGAGACGCAGAGGAGGCUUUUUUGUGCUCCUCACAGACAGUGUUAUAGACUCCAACAGAGAGAAGGACAGAUCGACACACAAGUGGAGCGUUAAUGUGAAAAGGUUAGCAAGCAAGCUAGCAUUCUCACCUGGACAGACAGAGCCUGUGACGUGGUGCUUAGCAGACCACAACCAUCCUGAACUCCCAUACAAAUCAGAAGAAAAGUCUGGGGGGGUUGUGACUGUAGGUACUGAAACUCUUAAUUUGUCUGAGCUCUGUCGCAGAUGAAAAGAAAUGACCGAGGGCAAGUGUCAGGUUGUAUCCUAACUAUAUAGAAUAUCGUUAUUUUGACAGAGUUCGGACAGAAACUGCUUGCCUGCGGUCAAAUGUAAUGUGUUUCAGUGGGUGUGUAGCUUGUGAUUUGAACCAAGUCCCAUGUUUCCUCCUAAAGCGUCACCCAAGUGUCAGAGAGCAUUGCACGGCUACAUGCUCACCCACUUCCCGGUGGCUCUGCCUGCUACAGACUCUGCAUAACAAAAUCAACAGUGGCAGACUUCUUAACAGCACCGCCUCUUCACAUCAGAAGGCAGAUAGACUUCAUCUUAAGGUGGUACUGUAUCCAAAUAAUGAAGGAUUCUCAGCAUGUUGUUGUUGCUGAAAAGACUUGAGUUGAAGACUCUUAGCGACAGGCUAAGACCCCCCCCCCCC
Micropterus dolomieu (smallmouth bass) is the source of this 3293-nucleotide messenger RNA. RefSeq names its product dual specificity phosphatase 8a (gene dusp8a). The record is from RefSeq and is a predicted model, not a curated record. The coding region runs from base 445 to 2523 and encodes 692 amino acids. The transcript is spliced from 7 exons. Gene Ontology annotation, molecular function: protein tyrosine/threonine phosphatase activity; MAP kinase tyrosine/serine/threonine phosphatase activity. Gene Ontology annotation, cellular component: cytoplasm. Lineage: Eukaryota; Metazoa; Chordata; Actinopteri; Centrarchiformes; Centrarchidae. Gene Ontology annotation, biological process: protein dephosphorylation; negative regulation of MAPK cascade.